Messenger RNA from Lytechinus pictus (painted urchin), 4801 nucleotides. RefSeq names its product zinc finger protein PLAG1-like. Gene Ontology annotation, molecular function: chromatin insulator sequence binding. The record is from RefSeq and is a predicted model, not a curated record. Bases 17 to 1873 code for a protein of 618 amino acids. Gene Ontology annotation, cellular component: chromosome. NCBI's taxonomy places the organism in Eukaryota, Metazoa, Echinodermata, Echinoidea, Temnopleuroida, Toxopneustidae. The transcript is spliced from 2 exons. Gene Ontology annotation, biological process: regulation of transcription by RNA polymerase II.
UUCGCCAGAUGAGCAAAUGAGCGAUCUGUCUAUCCCGACUCCACCACCGUUAAAACACAAUCACACGCAAGAAGCCUUCCUCACGACCUUGAACUCGCACCAGGAGCCAGCAGAGGCCGGUACAAGUUACCAGUGCAGUGACAACAAUAAUAACAGCAGUCCAUCAGCAGAGCCUUGGAAGUGCUCCAACUGCAGCGAAGUCUUCAGCACUUUUGCACAACUGGAGUCACAUCCCUGUGAAAACAAACGCGCCAAAAGAGGGCGCAAGCCAAAGGUCAAAUCCCCUGUCAACCCGACGACGGUGGUCAACGAAAGUUGGAUCUUGGACGGAGAAGUGGGAAAGCCAGAAAAUCUAGCGUUGAAAACUGAAAAGGAAACUAAAACGGGUAAACCUCGACGGGGACGCGCCAAAAAGGAACCCAAGACUUACGCUUGUGGCGAGUGCCCCAAGAUAUUUGUGAACUCUGAGAAGCUGAAAACGCACAGGUAUAUGCACACAGGUGAACGGCCCUUUGUAUGUUCUCAUAACGGCUGCACCAAGGCGUUCAUUUCCAAGUACAAGCUUCUUCGACACAUGGCAACACAUUCACCGAAUAAGAUGCAUUGCUGCACGCAUUGCAACAAGAAAUUCCACCGCAAGGAUCACCUGAAGAAUCACCUUCAGACGCAUGAUCCAAAUAAAGAGGCGUACCGAUGCAACGAAUGCGGCAAGGUCUACAGUACCAAGCCGGGCUACAAGAAGCACUUGGCGUUACAUGCAGCAGCGUCGGGUGAACUGGUUUGUAAAUUGUGUGAGAAGGACUUUGAGAGCACAGAGACACUGUUGCAGCAUCUGAAGCUGCAUUCAGGGAAAUCUACAGGUGUGAAGGAGAAGAAGCACCAGUGUGAGCACUGUGACCGCCGCUUCUACACGCGCAAGGAUGUUCGAAGGCACAUGGUGGUGCAUACGGGUAGAAAAGACUUCUUGUGUCAGACAUGUGGGCAGAGGUUUGGGCGCAAGGACCAUUUAGUGCGGCACACCCGCAAGAGUCAUAAGGAGGACGAUAUGGAAUUACGGGUAAGGUUAGGUGAGCAGUUGCAGGCUGUUGGGGUGACAACAGUACAACACAUGCUCGGGAUGCAGCAUCUGCAAGAGCAGCAACAUCAUCAUCAUCAACUCCAGCAUCAACACCAUCAUCUUCAACAACAUCCACAUCAACAGCAGCAACUUCCCCACCAUCAUCACCACCACCAUCAACAGAUGUCACCAAUGGGCCAACAGCAUCAGCAGCAGUUCAUGUAUCCGAUGCAGCAGUCAUUGCCACAGGCUCCCCCAGCGGCCAACAUCCCACCUCCCUCCUGCACCAUGUCCCAACCGCAGCAGUUCACCGAGCUGCUGAAGAUUCCUCCCGUUCCAAGGUUCAAAUCCCAGAUCCAGCCCAAAGUAACCAUCAAGAACGAGGUCCAAAAGAUGAAUGACCCGAUGGACCUGGGCGGGCUGGACAACUGCAGCUUAGGGCGGAACCAGAUGAUGCAGGAAGCGUUAGGUCCAGGGGGAGUAGACUUGGGCCAGCUCUUGGGGUUCUUACCCCUCAAUGCCAUGCAGCAGCAACAGCAGCAGCCGCUUGCCUCUGCUGCUCCUCCAACACCGACUUCGCCACCCAUGUCCCUACCACCCAACACGCCCCCGGCUACCCUCCCACAGUCCCCUCUUAACAUCCCCCAAACGCAACUACCUCAACAAGGGAUGCAUGCCCAAGACCAGACGGGGGUUCUGCCCCAAUCACACAUGGACAACCACAUGAACCACGUGCAGAUGCAGCACAUGGGUCCCACUCAAAUUCCCUUCUCUGGGAUGCACUCAUUACCGAGAUUUCACCAGGCUUUCCAGUGAUCACUCCCUUUACUGAACCUUGUAGCGCCCUGCUAAGUCCUUAUCAGCUAAAUAGCUAAGUAUCUCUGAUAUAGACUGUUAUGAAAUGUAAGCAUUUUGUGUUCCUAUAGCAGUUCAUCUUACUCAUUCCUAAUAUCUCUCUUCUCAGGCAUCACCUACAAGAAUCAUUUUUGUCAUGUAGAGGAAAGUUCUUAGUGGAACAGUGAUUUCAAUCUACUUGAUAACACUUUACUUACCUAUCGAUUUAACAAUUGGUGGGUAAGUAAAGCUCGUAGAUAACCGAACAUACAUAUCCAGGGUAUAUUCCUCUUCUUUUAAGAUUCGCAAAGUAAAGAAGCAGGACAAUGAUCAUAAUGGCUUUAUAUACCAGAAAUAUAAAAAUUACAAAUUUGACAUCCUAUGUUACAUCCAUCUCUGAUAGAUAGGUGCAGAUCUGUCAUUGGUAUUUCUGAAAAAAAAACAUCUGUUCGCUCGUUAAAGAGCAGUUUAAAGGUUCCCUGCAUUGUCUUUAUAAGACAUCGCUCUUCUUUUCAGAUGCUGUGGAUAGAUCAAUGAAAGUUUUUACUAAACUAAUCACUAAUCAGAUGUAAAGGGAUGAUGGUUCCAACCGUGGCCAUGAGCUUGAGAUUGAUUUAUUCCUGCUUGGGUCCCGCUACUGUAUUGAUGUGUGAAUAGACCCACGUUUCCCCUCACAUUGUGAUGAGAGGAUUAAAGGAUAUUAAAUUCCAGUGUGAACAAGAACCUUCAUAUGACUGUAUUCACAGCACACAAUUACCCCGUGCAUUCACACCUGGUGACAGGUGUGCGUUAUGCCAUGAUGUGAUAUGCAGGGGAAUUAUUUAAAAUUUUUGGUGGUGUGCUGGAAUUAACACGAGAGAUGAAAAGCCUGCUGAUUACGGCUUUACAACGAAGGUUCUUUGGUUGAUUUUUUUACGACCUGACUUUAAUACAGCCCUUGAUAUAAUCCAGUUUUAAUGAUGUGUGAAAUGCUCGUAAAUGGUAUAUAAUGAGCAAGUCAAUGUGUGACUAGUGUGCUGCAUACAUACACGAGUAGAUAAAUGUGAACGCUGCCUCAAUAUAAACACAAUGUUUAGUCGUGAUACUGCCCUCGCUUGGCCCAACUCAUAUAGUGCAAUUAUUUUGUUCAUACCUCUGUAGUAUAAUGAGCUAGUGUUUGCUAUAAAAUGAAAUCGAUGAGCUCUCAUUGCAAUCUCUAUUCAGCAUUUUCAAAUGAUUUGCAUUGUAAUUAGUAGCAGCUUUUAAAUAGAUGGCAUAAAAAGGGUAAAUAGAAAUGGCAAACCUAACAUGCUUCAGUAUUUCAUUCGAGGAAUAUUCAGAUCAAAGUCUACGGGAUAUAUAUAGUUAUUAUGAAACAGGAAUUUUACUGCCUUAUUAGAGAAUGAGAAUUUUACUUGAAAUUUUUUUCAUUUGAAACGGAAAAUGUAUGGAAUUUUUUGAAAAUAUCUAGCAAAUGUAGUUUUGCUCAGUCACUUUUUUUCCUAACGGUCCUCAAUGCAUUAGUUACUACCGUCAAGGUGAUAUCAUUUGUUAAUGUCGCAUGUAUUACUCGAAAAAAUACCUCGGAAAAUAUCAGUCUUUCUCUCGUUAUGUUUGAUUCUUUUUUUUCUUAUUUUUACUUUGGUGUCUUUUUAAUGAAAUUUGUACUUUUAAGGAUUGCAUUUAUUGUUCAAAUGCACCUCUUGAUGUUAUUGUUAUAUUGAUUAUGCAAAGGGGAACUUGUUUUGUGUUACGGCCGAGUUUUGACUUCCAGAAAAUUAUUUUUCACUUGGUGCAUUUUGUUAUACCGUUUCAUAUCAUGUUUUGAAAUUAUGCAAGUGUUUAUAAUAAUGUCUUUGAAUUUGGUUCAUGGUUUUGGAUUGUUUUGUCCUCGAAACAUCGUCGGUGAGUUCUGUUGCAAUAAUUUGUUUCUUUUAUGCCUGCUAUCGGGGCAACGACUUGCUAUGCACUCAAUUAGAUUUUUAUUUUAUUACUCUCUACUUUUGCUGAAAAGGAAACAUUGCUUGUGACAAAAAUGAUAAUAAUAAUGAUGAUAAUCAUUGCUUGCUUACAGAAACUUUUAAGUGCCAUUUACCUGGGAGAUGGUUAAUUCUUUAAAUCUCGUUCUAUCGAAUUGAUAGCCUAAUUAUAUCAGCAUGAUGAGAUACAUUAUCUUGCAAAGUCGAUUUUAGAGUUAUCUAUUGUCAUGUUUAUUUAUGUCACGGCUAACCUAUGGUCAUCAUGAUAAUGCUGUUAUGUUGAUACGACAAGAUAGAUGCCUCGCCAUGUUGGCCAUCUUGUAAUAUAGAUGGCAUUUUACAGUUUCUGUACUCGGGUAAUAUGCAGAUUUUUUUUUUAGUGCAGACAAGUCAAUAAUGGAAACACAUUACCCUUUUGCAAAAAGGUUCAUUCACUACCAGCAAAAUAGCUUUUAGAGGUAUUUUACUUUCACAAUAAGUUUUGGAUGAAGCCUUUUGCCAUGGAUAUUCAGUUUUCUGAAAUGACACACAGAGAUUUAUACACAAAGGAAAACAUCUUUCCUUAUUCCAUGUGAAUCUUGUCUUUAUUUUAUAUUAUUACUUUGUGGAAGCGCCGUGGUGUAGCGGUUCUGACUCUCGCCUUGUAAUCAGAGGGUCGUGUGUUCUAAUCCCACCAUGGCCUAGCGUCCUUUGGCAAGGCGUCAAUCCACAAUUUGCCACUCUCCACCCAGGUGUUAAAUGGGUACCCGGUAGGAUGCGAAAGCCUAUGUAGUAUGCCUAGCAAUUGAGUCUUGGAACUCUUGUUGGAAUGCUCCCCAGGGAGUGGAGAAGGUGCAUACAUUGUAUGCGGGCAUGCAAGGAUCCGAUGACCGGGGUAAUAAUAUAUCUGUAAAGCGCUUAGAGACGUCGUUCCGAUGUGUUAAGCGCUAUAUAAAUGCGGAAUAUUAUUAUU